Molecule: messenger RNA, 3085 nt
Organism: Esox lucius (northern pike)
Lineage: Eukaryota; Metazoa; Chordata; Actinopteri; Esociformes; Esocidae
Product: proprotein convertase subtilisin/kexin type 5
Exons: 17
Coding region: 286-2910 (874 amino acids)
Source: RefSeq, a predicted model, not a curated record
ACCUUGGAUGAUUCGAACGACCUGUGCGACUGCUUAUGCAAGCAAGCGUCUCUGUCUUGUCCCAGCGGACAGUUCGUCCUGAAGAGUCAGUGUGUCCUUUGCCAUCCCACCUGUUCUCAAUGCAGCGGACAUGAGCUCUUCGACUGUACUUCCUGCGAAGUUGAUGAGAGUGGUGUGGAACGUUUUCUGUUCCAGGGGCGUUGUAGGACCAGCUGCCCCCGGGGUUUCUACCCAGACAGGACACACUACUCCUGCCUGCCCUGCGGAGCCAACUGUGAGCUCUGCAUGGACAACUUCCUCUGUGCCAAGUGCAGAGAGUACUACCGUCUGCAGGAGGGGAUCUGUCAGAAAGGGGACUGUGGUGUGGGCCAGGUGGCUGAUCCUGAAACAGGAGAAUGUAAUGACUGUUACAUGGGCUGUAAAACGUGUUCCACAGAGGACCCAGAGAUCUGCAAUAGCUGCACUGAAGGAUAUUUCCUCUACAGACAACAGUGCCGUCGACACUGCCCCCAGAAGACCUACGAGGACAGGGGUCGUGAUCUGUGUCUGGCAUGUCCAGCCCCAUGUACUGACUGUAGGAGCGACACUGUCUGUCUGGCAUGCGCUCCUGGACACUUCCUUAACAAGGCUGAGUGUGUGAAGCAGUGUCCUGUUCAGACUAUAACUGACGCCAGUGGAAGACGAUGUGUGUCCUGCCACUCCUCCUGCCUGUCCUGCCACGGCCCACGGGCCUCCGACUGUGACCUCUGCCUCUCAGGACAUUCCCCCCUUCACGGACAGUGCCCAUCUCUCAACUGUCCUCAGGGCCAGUACUACGAGGGUUUACAUGGUGUAUGUAACACAUGCAAUGCUUCCUGUAAGACUUGCUUUGGCCCCCAGUCUCUGGAUUGCACUUCCUGUUUCACAGGCUACAUGCUGAAUCAGGACGGGGCGUGUGUAGACCAGUGUCCUCCAGGCUCCUUCUCCAGCCCCUUGGGUCAGCUCUGUGAGGACUGCUCUCCUAACUGUAACACCUGUCAGGACAGCUCUGAUAACUGUGUCAGCUGCCCUCCUGGGUUAAACACUUUAUUCCUGUUCCAGGGACGUUGCCUGGCAGAAUGUCCUGAAGGAUUCUUUGAGACAGAGGAGGGGCUGUGUCAGCCUUGUGAUGUCACAUGUUUGACAUGUGAUGUCACUAAGACACAGUGCCUUUCAUGUGGUGUGGGCUUCUUCCUGGAGGCUGGGCUCUGUCGACUCAACUGUUCCCUUGGGAGUUACCCUGGAGAUGGCGGAACCUGCCGGAGAUGUCCCGCCCACUGUGAUGUCUGCUCUGACGACAGAACAUGUUACAAGUGUAGUUUCCUAUACCUGAUGCUGGAUGGAAAGUGUAAAGCUAGCUGUCCAGUGGGCUACUAUGAAGAUAUGGAGGAGGGGCGGUGUGGUUUGUGCCACCUGACCUGCUCCAGUUGCUCCGGCCCUCUAGUGGAUGACUGUGAGAGCUGCACCUCCUCAACCCCCCAGCUGUACAUGGGUGCCUGCUACCGGACCUGUCCUAAUGGGACCUAUUUUGACAGCACAGCAGCAGAGUGCCAGGAGUGUCAUCAGACAUGUGGCAGCUGCUCCGGGCCAGAGUCCAGGCAGUGUACUCGGUGUGUGAAGGGACUGGUGUUGGAUCCAAGCAGCUUGCUGUGUGGGGUGACGGGGGACACAGCCUGCCCACAGAGGACCUAUCUCCAUGUCGACCAGUUCACCUGUCUUUCCUGCCACCACCUUUGCCAGUCCUGUGCAGGGCCAGGGGAUGGCGAGUGCCAGACCUGUGCCAUGCCCAGAUAUCUUCACAAUGGUUCGUGUGUGGUUGAGUGUCCCACUGGCUCUUACCCCUCCACACAAGAGGCUGACAGGAUAGAGCUGGGCUUCUGCUUCCCCUGUGACCACAUCUGCUCCACAUGCACUGGGGCCUCGCCAAAACACUGCCUUACCUGUGCACCUGGAUACCUGCGUCUCCUGCACCUGUGUGUCUCUCACUGUCCUACAGGGUAUUACAACGUGGGUUCAGCAUGUGAGCGCUGCGCUCAGUCCUGUGAACAGUGUUCUGAUCCUGAGGCCUGCAGCAUCUGCCCUUCUCCCCUGCUGGAGCUUCAGGGAGCUGGGCUGUGUGUGAAGACUUGCCCUGACAGAUUCUACAGGGACCACCUGGUUUGUAAGAGGUGCCACAUCAGCUGCCGCACUUGUACAGACGCCACGCCCCAGGAUUGUGUGACGUGUGACAGGGGCAGUACGCUACAGAACAAAGUGUGCUAUCCGCUCUGUGAGGAGGGACUGUACUUCAGUCAGGCCGAGGUUUGUGAGCCGUGUGACAGCUCCUGCAGACACUGUGUGGGCCCUGGAGCCAACCACUGUGUCACCUGUCCCCCUGAAUAUGCCCUCCAUGCCACCCAGAGAAGAUGUGCCCCCUGCUGCCAGCCAGGAGGGCCUAGGGAGAAUAACACCACAGCCUGCUGUACCUGUGACUUGCCCUCAGCUUUGUGUGCGGAGACUCCUACGCCCCUCCCAUGGUCGAAGGAGGAACAAUCUGAGACCGACCACCUGGAUCUGACCUCUGUUUCUCAGAGACACGCCUCUGCUGCCCUUCCAGUUGCCCUGCUGUUGGCCCUGGGCGUGGGCCUGGGGGCGGUGGGCCUGGUCCGAGCCUGCUCCAGGAGGUCGCUGUGCUGGGCUCAGCGCUAUGAGAGGCUGGGUGGCAGCAACAUGGAGGCCACUCCCCACGGUGUGCCACAGCCCGACAGCGGAGAUGAGGCAGACGUGGUCUACACCUCCAGGGACGGGUCCGUGUGUCGUAGAUGCAGCUUCAUACACAACCAGGACAGGGAUGGAGAGGACGACAACAUCCACCUCAUCUUAGUCACUGACCCAGUUUGUAGACCAUUGUAGACCAGACAUGGUUAUGCCCUGUAGAUUAUUGUAGACCAGACAUGGUUAUGCCCUGUAGAUUAUUGUAGACCAUACAUGGUUAUGCCCUGUAGAUUAUUGUAGACCAGACAUGGUUAUGCCCUGUAGACCUUUGUAGACCAGACAUGGUAAAGCCCUGUAGAUUAUUGUAGACCAG